AUGACGCGAAAGGCUGUCUACUCAACCGGUCUGCUGCUGACCCUCGUCAGCACCGUAAUGACCAUAGCCAGCAUUGCGACGCCGCGAUGGGUCAGCCUGAGCUCGCAUCAUGAGCGCAAAUUUUCCAUGGGCCUCCACAAGUACUACUCGGGCGUCACCGAUACCUACACCUCCUUCCCACGGGAAUCCGAUUGUGUCAAAGACCGCAGCUUCUGCGACAUGUGGCGCACUGUUGGCUUCCUCCUCUCCUUUGACGUCGUCGUCGAACUGUGCACGCUUGUCGCCUUUGUCGUCAUAAUCGCCGGCGGCGUACAACGCAGGACCGCAGGCUGGAAAAUCGUCAGCGGUCUCCUCUUCUUCGCCGGCUUCGUGCAAUGCGUUGGCAUGGCUCUUGUGGCCUACCUCUUCAACAACGACGACCGAUUCUUCGACGGCUGGUACCUAGAUUCCUCGUGGACCCUGUGCACCGCCUCCUGGUCCAUCCUCGUCCUGUCCGGCUUCGCCAUGACCGCCUCCGCGUUAUACCUUGCCCCCGAGGGCGACUACGAGCUCAUCCCCGAUGAAAACCUCGAGGUCGUUCAAGACGAACAGUAG
Messenger RNA from Periconia digitata, 594 nucleotides. The record is from the annotation of a GenBank genome assembly. Lineage: Eukaryota; Fungi; Ascomycota; Dothideomycetes; Pleosporales; Periconiaceae.